CUGGUCCCACAGCUCCCAUAAAAGCUGAAAGAAAGGAGAAACAGAAAAAUAGAACCUUUUAAUGGAUUUCAUAGCAUCUUUGCUUGCACUAACCUUUGUGUUGGCAUGCAUUCAUGUCCUCAAACACAGUUCAUACCGGCGGCAGCCCGGUCCUCCUGGCCCCUACCCUUUUCCGAUCAUCGGCAACAUCUUCCAACUCGGCCACAAACCCCACCUCUCACUAGCCACCCUCUCCAAAACUUAUGGUCCAUUGAUGUCUCUUCAGCUGGGGACCAUAACCACCAUGGUCGUAUCAUCACCCAAAAUAGCCAAAGAAGUGUUGCAAAAACAUGAUCAGGUCUUCUCUGGCCGACCAGUUCCACAUGCUAUCACGGCACUUGACCACAACACGGUCUCCAUGGCGUGGUUACCGGCAGAAAAACAAUGGCGGAACCUUCGCAAAAUAUGCAAAGAGCACUUGUUUUCAUCGCAACGACUCAAUGCCAGUCAAGUCCUUCGCCGUGAAAAGGUACAGGAACUGCUUGAUUAUAUCCAUGAAUGUUGCAUCAGAAGCCAAGCCGUGGAUAUUGGUCGAGUUGCCUUCACAACCACCCUUAAUUUGAUAUCAAACACCAUUUUCUCGAUAGAUUUGGCUCACCUGCACGAUUCCAAUGGUUCUCAAGUACCCAAGGACAUUGUAUGGGGUUUGAUGGAAUAUGUUGGGAAGCCUAACCUUGCAGACUACUUCCCAGUACUUAGACUGAUUGAUCCACAGGGCAUACUGAAACAGGGACAAAUUUAUUUUGAAAAAUUGUCAGUGAUAUUUGAUGGUAUCAUCAAUCGACGGAUAGAAUCAAGAUCUUCCUCGUCUUCAAGAAGCAAUGAUCUGCUGGAAACCCUCCUGGAUCUAAGCCAAAAGAAUGAUUCUGAGUUGAGCUACAAAGACAUGAAACAUAUGUUUGUGGACUUAUUUGUGGCAGGGACUGAUACAACUACAACCACGGUGGAAUGGGCAAUGGCAGAGUUACUGCAGAACCCCACCAUAAUGGCAAGAGCUCGAACAGAGCUGGAGCAAGUCAUUGGCAAGGAAGGAGGAGCUGUUCAAGAAUCAGACAUCGCAAGGCUGCCUUACUUGCAAGCAGUAGUAAAAGAAACCUUUCGAUUGCACCCACCAGCCCCAUUUCUAGUUCCUCACAAAGCUGAAUCUGACACAAAAAUCAACGGAUACAUAGUGCCAAAGAAUGCACAGAUACUGAUAAAUUUAUGGGCAAUCGGCAGAGAUUCAAGCAUUUGGUCAAACCCGGAUUCAUUUGUGCCUGAGAGGUUCUUGGAGAGUGAAAUUGACUUCAGAGGCCAAGACUUUGAGCUGAUUCCCUUUGGAGCAGGAAGAAGGAUUUGUCCAGGACUGCCACUUGCUCAUCGGAUGGUUCACCUUAUCUUAGCCUCUCUGCUUCACUGCUUUGAUUGGAAGGUUGAAGAUGGGAUGAUACCGAAAGAAGUGGACAUGAGUGACAAGUUUGGGCUUACACUAAGUAAAGCCGUGCCUCCGAAGGCUUAUCCGAUCAAAGUUUGACCAUUCUUGUUACCAUCACCGCUACUAUAACAUCCCAAUUCAAACAAUAAUAAGUGGUUCUAAAUUGUAGUUGGGGCCAAAUUUUAAUAAAUAUAAAGGUUAAAAUCGUAUUGGGUAAUGAAGUACUAUUCUUUAAAUUAGUAGAGAGAAAAAUACGAAUAUUUAAAGCUUUGUCUAUUGGCCCAUUAGGCAUCUCUUUGGGUUGGUUAGAUUAUAUAGACAACAUCUAAUAUGGGACUGAUGAAGUUUAAAAAUUGAGUGAAAAUUGAAAGUGAGUUCCUUAGAUGUGCUUGUGUUUGAGAUAUGUCCUGCAAUAAAAUUUAUAAGGGGCUAAGUUCAUAUUUAAAAUUAUAUGUAAUGACUUAAAUUUAAUUUUUUUUUAUUUCAAAAAUACCCUUCCUUGAAAAAAAGUUAAUAUUUCC
This is a messenger RNA of Ilex paraguariensis (yerba mate), 1974 nucleotides long. NCBI's taxonomy places the organism in Eukaryota, Viridiplantae, Streptophyta, Magnoliopsida, Aquifoliales, Aquifoliaceae. The record is from the annotation of a GenBank genome assembly.